This is a messenger RNA of Macrosiphum euphorbiae (potato aphid), 393 nucleotides long. The record is from the annotation of a GenBank genome assembly. NCBI's taxonomy places the organism in Eukaryota, Metazoa, Arthropoda, Insecta, Hemiptera, Aphididae.
AUGUCCACUGUUACAUUUGGCCAACGAUCAUCUCCAUUCCUUGCAAUUAGAACAUUACUUCAAUUAGCUGAAGAUGAAGCCAAAGCAUACCCUAAUGUGCAAAAGGUCAUAUAUCAAGACCUCUACGUGGACGAUGUCGUUACCAGAGCCGACUCGGAAGAAGAGGCUCUCAAACUCCAACAAGAGGCUAUAAAAGUAUUUGAGCGUGGGAAAUUUGAGCUCCGAAAGUGGGCACCCGCAUUAUUAGAGGCCGUUCCGAUUGAACAUCGUACAACCGAUAAUUUUACCUCCGAUGAACCGCAGUCAGAUUACACCAAGGUUCUCGGUCUAAAAUGGGAACCUAAUCUGGAUAUGUUGUCCUACCUGUUAAGAACCCCUGGCUAUAUUAGUUAG